CCGGACUCAUGGAAGCGGCGGCGGGGCUGGGACUGCGGAGGCCUCGGGCCGGGUGAAUCUCUCCUCUUGGUAACAUAGAGAAAGGAUCAUCAUGCCGACUGUGGUGGUGAUGGACGUGUCGCUCUCCAUGACCCGGCCUGUUUCUGUGGAGGGCUCUGAAGAGUAUCAACGGAAACACCUGGCUAUCCAUGGAUUGACCAUGUUGUUUGAGCACAUGGCCACCAAUUACAAACUUGAGUUUACAGCCUUGGUGGUCUUCUCAUCGCUUUGGGAACUGAUGGUUCCCUUUACAAGAGAUUACAACACGCUUCAGGAAGCCCUAAGUAACAUGGAUGAUUAUGACAAAACGUGCUUAGAAUCGGCACUGGUUGGGGUUUGUAAUGUUGUGCAACAGGAAUGGGGUGCUGCGAUUCCCUGCCAGGUUGUUCUAGUAACUGACGGCUGUUUAGGGAUUGGCAGAGGCUCUCUGCGGCACUCCUUAGCUACGUGCAACCAACGAAAUGAAAGCAGCCGGUUUCCACUGCCUUUUCCCUUCCCAUCCAAGUUAUACAUCAUGUGCAUGGCUAAUCUAGAAGAGCUCCAGAGCUCAGAUUCUUUAGAUUGUCUGGAAAGACUUGUAGAUUUAAAUAACGGGGAAGGACAGAUUUUUACCAUCGAUGGACCCCUUUGCUUGAAGAAUGUACAGUCCAUGUUUGGAAAACUAAUAGACCUGGCUUAUACACCAUUCCAUGCUGUUCUCAAAUGUGGUCACUUAACAUCUGAUGUGCAAGUAUUUCCCAGACCAGAACCUUUCAUUAUAGAUGAGGAAAUAGAUCCCAUCCCUAAAGCAAUUAAUACAGAUCUAGAAAUAGUUGGUUUUAUAGAUAUAGCUGAUAUUUCUAGCCCUCCUGUAUUAUCUAGACACUUGGUACUGCCCAUUGCACUCAACAAAGAAGGUGAUGAGGUGGGACCGGGGAUCACUGAUGACACUGAGGAUGAGAAUUCAGCUAAUCAAAUUGCUGGCAAAAUACCCAACUUCUGUGUACUGCUGCAUGGGAGCCUGAAAGUGGAAGGCAUGGUGGCCAUUGUUCAGUUAGGGCCUGAAUGGCAUGGAAUGCUGUACUCCCAAGCUGAUAGUAAGAAGAAAUCAAACCUCAUGAUGUCUCUCUUUGAACCUGGUCCUGAGCCCCUGCCUUGGCUAGGGAAAAUGGCACAGCUUGGGCCUAUUUCAGAUGCUAAAGAAAAUCCUUAUGGCGAAGAUGACAAUAAAAGCCCUUUCCCCUUACAGCCCCAAAACAAGCGCAGUUAUGCGCAGAAUGUCACUGUGUGGAUCAAACCAAGCGGCCUCCAGACAGAUGUACAGAAGAUCUUGAGAAAUGCAAGAAAACUCCCUGAAAAAACUCAAACAUUCUACAAAGAACUCAACCGUUUACGCAAGGCAGCCUUGGCUUUUGGAUUUUUGGACCUUUUGAAAGGAGUGGCAGAUAUGCUGGAAAGGGAGUGUACGUUGCUGCCUGAUACAGCUCAUCCCGAUGCAGCAUUUCAGCUCACUCAUGCUGCUCAGCAACUCAAAGCAGCAAGUAAUGGGACCUCUGAAUAUGCUGCCUAUGACCAUAACAUCACUCCGCUGCAGACAGACUUCUCCAGUAGCAGCACUGAAAGAAUAUGAGAUGCACUUUUUAGAACCUUCUCUACAUUACUUUUAAGUCUCAAGUGGUCCAAAUUUUCCUGUCAUAUUUGUUUCCUAGGACUGACUCAGAUAUCGUUUGAAGAACUUUAUCAAUGCAAACCGGUGCUCUAAAACAAUCUAGUUUCUUAAUCUGGGAUUAAUUCGUAUACCUCUUAGUGGAUUUAGUUUUACCUGGAAAUUGUAUUUUUAAAUGCCUCAUGAAAGUCUCAACAAGAAUGGAGGUUAUAUAGUAUGAUUAUUAAGGUGUGUGAGAGGAGAGAUGAGGAAAAUGCUGUCAUAUGCAAUGGACUGGUGCCAGUGGCUUAGAACUGUCUCUCUCCCCUCCCCCCCCAAGAACCAGUCAUCAGGUAACCCCACACAUAACCCGUAACAAUUAGACUGGUGCACAAAAGCACUGUGUAAAACUUUUCUCCAGAGAGAGGCAGGUGUUAUCUAUUAGGGCCUGGCUUUCAAAAACAUCAGCUAUGCAACUGCAUGUACUUGACUUACCCAGUCAAAGACUGAGCGUAUGAAUACUGCAUGUGGUUAGAUGUAUAGCUGGCAAGUUUUGGAUACUGUCAGUAAUUGCAUUCCUGACUUUAAAGAUUUAAGCCCUGCCUUUCAAAAUGUAAAGUUACUAAAGUUUCAGGUAUCUCAUUUGCCUCAAGACAUUCAUAUUUGAGAAAGUAACUUACAUUCUAGCAAGAGAAAAGUUCAUUUUUUAACAAAAUUGUAAGAUACCACAUUAACAAAUAAAGAGUAACUUUUUAUGGAAGCUUUCAGUGGUUUUGGAUCCAGUUUCAAAAGAACGGACGUGCAUGUUUAGCAUUACGGAGGCUUACUUUCAUCAUGUCUUUCCAUCAUGAAGGUAAGGUAACAAAUUGCUCUUGUUCGCUUGCAUAAGAGGCUGUACAAAUAGCAAAAUGAAAGACUUUGCUUGUAAAUCUUUAUUAAUAGAAAUACACAGUCAGCUGCCUUCGGAAGGACAAGCAAACUCAGUAGUUGAAGAUCCAUGGCAAAUCACACCAAAUACGGGUUGCAGUUCCUGCCCCGUACCCUCACAACCAUGUAUUUUAUAAAUGUUUAAAUGCCCUUUAAAGGAAUUAAAAGAAUGAAUGCUGUGUUAAAUUCUCAGUGUCGGCACCAAGAUAUUCGAUUCACUGUCAAAUAGAUGUGUAUGUAGAAGUGACACAGUGUAUAAAUUAUGGUGUAACUACCCUGAGGAAGCUGGCCAUGCCCUUGUUUAGCCUUUCACACAGGCUCAUUUUAACACAUUUAGGCCAGGUCUAUGCUACAGACCUAUAUUGGUAUGACGACGUCCCGCGCCUGAGCGACACGCAGUUAUACUGACCUAACCCCAUGUGUAGACAGCGCUAUGUCUAUGACAGAGCAUCUCCCACCUAGCUACCACCUCUUGGGGAGGUGGAUUAACUAACUACACCGACAGGAGACGCUCGCCCGUUGGGAUAGGUUUGUCUUCACUUAAGUGCUGCAGCUGCGCUGAUGCAGUAUUUUAAGAGUAGCCCUGCCCUUCGAUGGUGAAAGUUCCUUAGGAUGGUGUCUUUUUGCAGAAUGCCUUCAGUGGCGGUUGGACCACUUCUCUGCAAAAACCCCACCUAAAUGUUCUAGUGUUAACCUCACAAUAACAAUCAUUGGGGAAAAGGGUAUUUCACAUUGAAAAUAUAGC
Messenger RNA from Emys orbicularis (European pond turtle), 3335 nucleotides. It is a transcript of the gene INTS14, whose product is annotated as integrator complex subunit 14. Gene Ontology annotation, cellular component: integrator complex. The transcript has 12 exons. The record is from RefSeq and is a predicted model, not a curated record. Lineage: Eukaryota; Metazoa; Chordata; Testudines; Emydidae. Gene Ontology annotation, biological process: snRNA 3'-end processing. The coding region runs from base 92 to 1648 and encodes 518 amino acids.